This is a messenger RNA of Entamoeba histolytica HM-1:IMSS, 1008 nucleotides long. Its product is annotated as glycoprotein endopeptidase, putative. Gene Ontology annotation, cellular component: cytoplasm; EKC/KEOPS complex. The coding region runs from base 1 to 1008 and encodes 335 amino acids. Gene Ontology annotation, biological process: tRNA threonylcarbamoyladenosine modification. NCBI's taxonomy places the organism in Eukaryota, Evosea, Mastigamoebida, Endamoebidae. The transcript has a single exon. The record is from RefSeq and is a predicted model, not a curated record.
AUGACAAAAGAAGAAAUUAAAUAUAUUCUUGGGAUUGAAGGAAGUGCUAACAAACUUGGUGUAGGAAUUGUUACUUCAAAUGGAGAAGUAUUAAGUAAUUUAAGAGAUAGUUAUUAUGCUCCUUCAGGACAAGGAUUUCUCCCAAGACAAUUAGCUGAACAUCACCGAAAUAAUAUUUUAAGAUUAGUUAAAGAGGCAUUAGAAAAAGCAAAGCUAACACCACAACAAAUUUCAUUAAUUGCUUACACUAAAGGACCAGGAAUUGCUGCACCUUUAAUGGUAUGUGCUGUUGUAGCAAGAACACUUUCAAUCAUAUGGAAUAUUCCUUUAAUAGGAGUGAAUCAUUGUGUUGCCCAUAUAGAAAUGGGUAUGUUAGCAACAGGAGCAAAACAUCCAGUUUGUUUAUAUGUUUCAGGAAGUAAUACACAAGUAAUUGCAUUUUCAUUAGGUAAAUAUAGAAUAUUUGGAGAAACAAUAGAUAUUGCUGUUGGUAAUUGUUUAGAUCGAUUUGCACGAGAAGUUAUGUUACCAAAUGAACCAGCUCCUGGUUAUAAUAUUGAACAAAUGGCAAAAAAAGGAAAGAAAUAUAUAAAAUUACCUUAUGUUGUUAAAGGAAUGGAUAUUUCAUUAACUGGAUUAUUAACUUCAAUUGAAACAUAUAUCAAUAAACAUGAAAGUGUUGAAGAUCUUUGUUAUUCUCUUCAAGAAACAUUAUUUGCUAUGUUAGUUGAAGUAACUGAAAGAGCAAUGAGUCAAUGUAGUGCUAGUGAAGUUCUUGUUGUAGGAGGAGUUGGAUGUAAUGUUAGAUUACAAAAUAUGCUUAAAACAAUGGCAAAUGAAAGAGGAGCAACGUUAGGAGCAAUGGAUGAAAGGUACUGUAUUGACAAUGGAGCCAUGAUUGCAUGGACAGGAUAUCUAAUGUCUAAGAGUGGUCAGUUUACGCCUAUAGAAGAUGCAACAGUACAUCAAAGAUUUAGAACAGAUGAAGUUGAUGUUACAUGGAGAUAA